Trichoderma aggressivum f. europaeum is the source of this 873-nucleotide messenger RNA. RefSeq lists its product as uncharacterized. Gene Ontology annotation, cellular component: cytosol. The record is from RefSeq and is a predicted model, not a curated record. Lineage: Eukaryota; Fungi; Ascomycota; Sordariomycetes; Hypocreales; Hypocreaceae. Gene Ontology annotation, biological process: small GTPase-mediated signal transduction. Gene Ontology annotation, molecular function: GTPase activity; GTP binding; protein kinase binding. The coding region runs from base 1 to 873 and encodes 290 amino acids. The transcript has 6 exons.
AUGGCUGAGAUCCGCCGAAAGCUCGUCAUCGUCGGCGACGGUGCCUGCGGUAAAACCUCCGUGGCCUCACGCCCCGAAGCAACGCAUCGCCGUCUGGAGCCCGCCAGAGCACGAGUCGAGCUAACCGCGCCGUUGUCCAGUGUCUUUUCCAAGGGCGCUUUCCCUGAGGACAGCGAUUGGGUGCUGCGUGACGCUGGUGUCGGCCCCAGCGCGCGGCGAGAAAUCCCUGACGUGUCAAAUCUGGGCCGGGGGCUAUGGCUUCAUUUCAGCCUAUGGCCCAUCAGCAUCUCCAUCAAACUGCUCCCCAUCAUCCAACCCACCAUCACAAUCGAUCCAUCUCGCACAGAAAAUGGAUGGCAAAAGGCCGUCGGCACCUUUUACGUCUACGUCCCCACCGUUUUCGAGAACUACGUCGCCGACGUCCAGGUUGACAACAAGCACGUCGAGCUGGCCCUGUGGGAUACGGCUGGCCAGGAAGACUAUGACCGUCUCCGACCUCUCUCUUACCCCGACUCUCACGUCAUCCUGAUCUGCUUCGCCAUUGAUUCCCCUGACUCUCUGGACAAUGUUCUUGAGAAGUGGAUCUCUGAGGUCGUGCACUUCUGCUCAGGUCUUCCCAUCAUCUUGGUCGGCUGCAAGGCCGAUCUGCGAGACGACCCCAACACCAUCGAGGCCUUGAGGGCAACCAACCAGAAGCCGGUUUCCUCUUCGGACGCUGAGGCUGUUGCCAAGAAGAUCGGUGCGUACAAGUACUUGGAGUGCUCUGCUCGAACCGGCAGCGGUGUUCGCGAGGUCUUUGAGCACGCCACUCGCGCUGCUCUCAUGUCUCGCUCCACCCGCAAGAGCAACCACAAGAAGUGCCGUGUUCUGUAA